UACAAAAUGUACAUCGCGAAUGGCAGUUGGAGUGGUCGGUAGUUACGGGUAGAGCGCAAUACACGUCAAGCUCUUAUUUUGAUUCGUGGAGGAGGCUCACCACGAAGAAACAGUGGCCGAGUCCGGAGGAUUUCCCAGGAUAUAGCUCGCCGCACAUACAGAUUAAACAUGAUACACGCUGAGAAUGGGGACAUCGUGUAUUUGGACCAGUUAAAAGGCCCGACGGAGAGUGACGGGACGGAGAAGGCGAUGUCAAAAAAGUGCGAGGGGCAGCUGUCUUCGGUAAAGGCAAACAGCUGUUCCUCGUCCUACAAAGGUGCAAAUCGUACGACAGAAAUGGCGCAAGAGGACAAUAAUCUGUGCUGGAACAACCUGCCCAGCAUCAUACUACAGGAAAUAUUCUCAUAUUUGCCCUACGACUGCCGGUUGAGAGCCUCCCAGGUAUGUAGAAAUUGGAGGUAUGCUUUCUUUCAUCCUCACUUUUGGAAAAAGAUCACAUUCUAUCUACGUGAUGAAGACAGUGUAGCAUGGACUCGAUGCUUGGCAGAUAGUUUUGGACUCAGCGUGCAAGAAGUUACAAUCAUGUGUGGUACACCAAAUUAUUGUGCGGAAGAAAUAUUAGCUCUCUUGGAAAAGUUGGAAUACAAUAGGCAACUUCGUAAAUUGUUCUUGGAAUCUAGCAGUAGUAAUUUUGAAUAUGAAGACAGUGAAAAAUACACGGGAGCAUUGGUAUCGUCUAUUAUAAAAGUUAUUAACACAACCGAUCAUUUGGAAGCCCUUAGCUUGGGAUGCAUAGAAGAUCUAGCAACCAGUGCCAAUCUCAUUCUUCUACACUUGCAUAAACGCCACGCCAAGCACUUGACAACACUCAGUUUGGCAUCAGUUAGGGAUGAUCCAGAUGAUCAUAAUUUCUUCAAAUUUGGUUGCGAGGAUAUGUUCAACUCGUUUACCAGAUUAUCUCUUUUAACGAUUGAUUACGAAUUCGUAAGUGAUUCUCUGCUAAAAGCAUUGGACAGCGGUACCUUGGAAAGGCUUGUGAUUCAUGUGCAUGGUUGGUACGAUCAGCAUGUAGGAACAACUGACGGUGCUUGGCGAACAUUUGUCCAGAAGAAUCCGAAAUGCGAGUUACGACUAACUCUUAUACACUCUUACGUCGGCGUUGAAAUUAUAGAUACACAUAUAUUUUGCCCUUCCAUGCCUCUUACACAUCUAAAAGUAUUAUUCUGUGAGAACGUUAAUAUCGGAGCGUUGCAUCGGUUACCCAUUUGGUAUUCACAUUGUUUAAAAUCUGUAAUUUGGAUCGAUUCGAUGGACCCGUUAACGAGAAUUAUUCCGGACGAACCAAAUCAUCACAGCCCUGAUCCGUUAAUAUUGAUUGCGUGGAAGUGCACCAAACUUGUGGAGAUUGUAUAUCUAGGCCACAAAUAUCAAGAAGAGAACUUAUUAGCCAUAGCACGCCUACGUGGAAACUCGCUUAAGUCGUUAGUGUUCGCGCAAAGAUUCAUUGUGUCUGAUAGUGAAUCUUGGCAUAAGGCUGAAAGCAUCACACACGAGAUACAAGAAAUAAUGGGACGCCGAUGGAAACCACUAAGCGAUGCGGAGUUGCCUGCAGUUGUGAAAGAUCCCUUUGGCGGUGACAGCAGAGAAGUGAUCAUGCCGUUGGUCCUCCGCGACCAAAAGUAAUUUUUCACUAUGUCAAGGAAAGAUCGCUCUACCAACACCGUACUUUACCGAUUGACAUCAUCAACAGUUGCUGGGCGAGCUACAUUCUCAGAAGUAAAGUUAUAAAGUUAUAUUCUUUAUUUUUCUAUAAGAAUUGUUUUUAUGAAAACACAACACGGCUGGAACAUCAUACAGCGGACGAGUGUUAAAUUCGUAGCUUUGAAGUCAUUAAUUGAGAGAUGCCUGUUAGGUAAGAAUCACACAGUUCUCGUGUGUAAAGAAACAACACCGAAGGUAUAAAACGCACACAACGUUCUCCUUUACGAUAAUUUUUGUCGGUUUUCACGAGAACAUGUCAUGCCAUAGAUAACCACUGUCUUUCUUGAGUCCGUGAUCUGAUACCCAAGUUGAGUAAGAAACACCUGUGUUUUUGAUUAUUGAAAGGGGGAAUAUAUAGAUUUUUUUUGUUGGUUUUUUGGAUGAAAAACCAUCCGUGACACGGUCACGUGUUACCGCUAACAUUGGUGGUCUCGAAAACGAGAAACGAUCAAAAUAAGAGCAAUAUAGAAACCCGUGAUCGUUCCCUCUCAUCGACGGAAAGAGAAAGAAGAAGAGUGUAUAAUAUAUGAAUAUAACAAUAUUCUUGAUAGACAAGAAUGGAGCAUUAGAAGACGAUCGGGGUCACACUAAAGCGGACCUUCAACGUGACAUUAUGUCGAUAUUACAAGAAAGCUGGUUUCUAAGGAUGUAUAAGCGGUACACUGGUACGAAUGAGAGGCCGAUCAUCGCACGAAACGCAAGAGUUAGCGAGCGAAGAAAGAAAGAGAGGAAGAGGAAUGACACUCAAAAGAGAGAAAGGGCCACUCUCACGAUGUUCCACUGGAAAGCGUAACGAAAAUUCCAAAUGUAUGUAAGUAGAAAAAUCUGUUAACAGAUAUUUUUCCAAUUGUAUGGAAAAUUUAGAUCGAGGCGAGCGCCAAGAGCAUGCAAUGUGAGAAAAGAAGAACGCUGAGAUACGCUUCGUGAAAGAGAGUUCGCGGUCGAGUUGCACAAAUAAUAAAGAAAGCGUAAAAGUGAUGCACUCACAAGUAAGAACUCGAAACAGCGUUCCGAGGUUAUUUUUAAUACCAAAACCAAUCGGACGCUUUUGUAUAAAAUACUAAAUCAACGUGUGCUGAGAAGAGUGCGGUCGAUGCGGUGGUACGUAAUGUAGUUGAACAGACACGCAUCAAAACACGCAUGAUUUUGUGUCGUGUUGUUAGACAUAAACUAGAAAAAGGGGCAUCGAUGUUAAAUGUUUUUUGUGAGUACCGUCUCCUCACCGUGCUCUUAGCGACCGCUGAAAACGAACACAAUUAUAGAUAAUCUAUAAAAACAAAUCAGAGGAAUUAGUAGCUAAUCGUGUAUGUGUAUAUGUAUGUAAUAUCUGUAUUAUCUAUCGAACUUUAAACGUUAAUAUCCGGAUGCCGGAUGCAUCUAUUUCUGUCGUGCGAUUAAAAUGACGAUUUCGAAAACGUUUAAACUGAUUAAAAAAAAAUGAAAAAAAAAUGAAAAAGAAUGGAAACGAUCUACAACGCAAAGAAAAAUACCAAAACAGUAACAACAAAACAACAGUCUAUUAUUCUGAAAGAUUAUUUACGUUUUUUCGAGCCCUUGUAUAAUUAUUAUAUCGUCGUGUAUAUCGUACUUGUAGUCAACGUAUACCAUUGUUUUUUAUAUGUGGUUCUGUACAUAUAUAAUCAUGCGUUUGAAAAAUAUUUGGACACGCGCAAAAAAUUGCGGAGUUGCGCCCGAAUUUAAAUGAAGAGGAAGGAAACGAGAGAAAGGAAGAUUUAAGAACAAUGUAUAACUGUUUAUUCAAGAGACAAAAUAAGGAAAGCAAUGGUCCGAUUGUGAGCUAGGCACAAAAUACGAGGAGAACACAUCUUUAAACGAUUUAAAAAAAGAAAAAGAAAAAACACUGUUAUACAAGAUGAACGGGCCUUAACAAGUACCUGAGUCGCGGUAAGAAUAAAUUUGCCGAAAGAAAUCUGACACGCGACAGCCACCAGUUUAAAGAAAAUAAUCGUAGACACCUUAAUUGACAUUUUUUCGGCGAUUCGCUUCGGGAACACCUACAUGUUUCACGCGAAAAAAUGACCGACAGUUAAGGUAUGCUCGUGCCCUUUCAUUUCGUAUUCCGUGCGCGCGUAUUUUUUUAGGUCAGCAAAUUCUUUACAAAACGGAUCCGACGGUUAUUCGUUGCUACAUAUAAAGAAAACGAGGAAAACAAAUAUGCGAACACUUAUUUGUUCGCCGACCAACUGAUGCUGUGCGAACGGGCCAGAUGUUAUUUAUCAAGUUUAUUUUCUUUUUUCUUUUUUUAAAAAUCUCUCCUCGUCUAUUUUUUUGUCGUUUUUAUUAUUAUUUUUUUAAAUCGAAUGAAGUCCCGCAUUAAAAAAAUAACAGUAUACUCGCGGGCGCACGGUGCCCGGCGUGUGAGUCUUGAGAGAGCGAGAGAGAGAGAGAGCAAGAGAACAAGAGCGAACAGUAUGAAAGAACGUGUAAUAUGAUCGUUGCGAGAUGAUGAUAAAACGUAUGAAAGAGAAACGGGGAUUAAAAUGAAAGAUGCGUGAGAACGAGAAUAAUAUCCAAACAAGUUGAAUAGCAACAAAACAGACAAAAUGUCAGGUGAUACGUAGUAACCAUCUCUGCGAAGUCCUGUGUACAAAGUCGCGCGUAGAAAAUGAAAAACUAAUAAUUAAAAAGAAAAAGGACGCGUGCGGUCGCUUAACCCAACGGACACAAGCCCAAUUACCAAGCAUUAUAUGUAUAUCGAUUAUAAAUCGCUUGAACGACAAACCAAGCAUAAGACUGAACCUACCGAUAAAGGUAUUAUAGCCAACAGUUAGGCGGUCCGCACGUUUCGCCGUGUCCGACCUCUCAUAUUCAUAAAAACAAGGACGACACCGACUAAACGGAAAGCAUCGUUCGCGAAUCGCAUCUUUUAACGAAUUGUUCACAUCGAUGUUGCUAAUUGUACCUACAUACAUACAUACCAUAUGUAUAAUCGCUUGUCUCGAAUGUUGUAUCCUUUUCGAUGGUCUUCGCUUUCCGUCUUAGAUCGCGGCCCUCGUCGAUUCGCCCCUGAUUGAUGCCACGCGAACACCGAAUUUAUGAAUAUGCGAGUCGCUUAGAGAACAAAAACAAAUUAAUAAGGGAUGGUGCACCAGCUAGCGUUUAGAUGGGAUAAGCGCCCCGUGAAGAGAAACCGUAGAAAAAAGAUAAAACGAAAAAAAAAGAAAAAACGAGAAAGCUCACUCGACUCGGAGGUUCUCGUUAGCCGAUAAAAUACUAAUCUUUAAGACAGCCUGCCAAGAAUCAAAAUGACUGUAAGUAAAAUAUCAAACGAACGCUAGCCAGUACAGAAUGUUAAGAUCUAUUUUUUAAGAAGCGAAUGUAUAUUUUUGUACUAAGGCAGGCCUUAGUGUGAACCGUGUAUUCUUGCGCGUAAAUGGCAAGAUCGAGAGCUGUGAUCAUAAUAUCGUUUCGGCUUAGCGAGAGAAACAUACGAAGAGGGACGAAGUUAUAGAGAAAUGAUGAACGGGAAGAGCAUAGGGAGCGAUGACAAGGCGAAUAAUUUCGCUGAUAAUUAAUACCGAGUGGGCUACGCAUAUAAAUAAGGGGUGGCGUUAAAAUCGAGAGGACAAAACAUCUGUGAUAAAAUAUAAAAUCUUAGAAAGGGUGCUCGAGGGAAGGUGGCGAGAGAGUAGGAAACAAGCGUGCGUUAAGGAGAAAUACAAAUACAUACAUAGGAUGUUAAAGAAAUAACAAAAGGGGGGUUACAGUUAAUAGAAGGAAGACGAGAACCUGCGUGUAUCAGGAAAACUAUGCGAGACAUGCAAUUCCUACAACAAAUGAAGAAAACAAACUGUUUAGAAGUGCUUUUGGAAGAUCUGUUGUGCGAAAACGUUCGUCGCGUGUAUGACUAUUAAUUGACAGGUGGGAACUGUCCUUCGACGAGAUAGCCCGGUCUAACUAUUGCAGUGGUUACCGUCUUGACGUAUUCCAUGUAGUUUCAAAAUACUUCGCUUGGGUCUAGAUAAACAUAUGACCAAGGGAAACACAUACAUAACUGUCUUCAACGACGGGGUUCUUCGAGAGUUUGCGUUCCUUCGAAUAAUCGGAAAGCUGUAACAUAGUGAACUAGAACGUUACUUAAGCCAACCCGACAUUCCACUCGAGAAGCUGCGAGAAAAUAAUAAUUACAUGGUACCGUAACAGAUUACGUGUAUAGUUAAUUUAGUAUCUUGAAGCAAGGGAUAGCCGUUGUCUAAUUGGUUCUCCAGCUUGUAAAAUCUGGCAGAGACCUGGCGGUAGUGUUACAAGAGACAGAUCUAACGAUCUAUCCAAUCUACACGUAUGUACGUGCAUUUCCAUCAAACAUAUUCGAAAUUACGCAAAAGAGAUUGUAUGGAAAUCGUAAGAACCCCUGGCUUCGUUGGACCAACGCGACCCUCGGGAUUAAAGUCAGGACGUUGUUUCGCCACGAGUAGUAUUAUAAGUUCCUAAACGAGAGAAGAAAGAAAUAUUUUACAGCGGUGAUAGAACGGAGCCGGCAUUACGAAUAAACCACUCACACGAACAAGAGAAGCAUUCAGUUCGAUGUAGUUCGUUCGUUGAUUCGUUCUGUUUCAUGGGAUUGCAAAACGCUUUUCAGAUACAGCACCAGCAAUGUUUUUUUCGUGCAUAUACAUAUAUCUAUCUAUCUAUAUCUGUAUAUAUAUACAUAUACAUAAUAUACUUUACAAGUAUAUAAUCCAUUCCAAUCGAAAAGGAUGAAACGUGGCGGCAUGAAAACGCGAAUUGGAGAGGAUGGUUCCGCGAAAUUUCGUGGAAUCGUGAAAGAAACUGAGCAUUGCGGGUAUGGGAAUCGUUCAGACGCGUAUUGUAGAUAGAAACGAUGAACGAAAACGCGACAGUCUCGAUCGGAAGGUCUGAAAUGCGGGUUGAAUAAUUUAUAUAAAGUUGAUAUGUAUGUUCUCGAUUAUUUUAGUACCUUCGUGUAUUUAACUGAAAGGAGUAAAGAAACCAUUCGACAGGUUCAUUUAUGAGACCGCGCUGUCCAACAAUCGACGGACAAUACGAACGAAAGGUAGAAGAAGUGCGUAUUCCGAAGGGUAUUUACCAAAACUGCGUUAGAUAAUGUAUAUAAGUUUAAGAGCAGAGAUAGCAAACGCGAGCAAGCUAUUUUUUAUCGUCGAAACGCAAGAUGAUACCUGAUAUCUUCCACAUGAACAAAAACGGAAAGCAUUCGCGAAGAACAAAAAAAAAUAAAUAAUAAAAUGAAACAUGACCGGGCCCAAAAUGGAUGUCUUAUAGUGUUUAAUAUUCGUUCACGGUUUAAGCGGAAGUCCUAGCUCUAGAGACGCGUGUGCGUUCGUGUAUAAUAUACCAAAAGACAAAGAACCAGCGUACGGUCACAGACUUUUAGUCAUGGGCAUCGUUGUUUGUUGAAUCGGAAUUUUUCGAAAACUUCGAUCAAUGUUAAACGGUCGUAUCUCAUGCCGAAGGACGAUUAGAUUUCCACGUUCUCGGAUGCAGGACCGUUUUUCCCGGUUGAGGAUUGAAAUCGUAACAACGAUUAGUGAGUCACGAUCAACAAUAUUCCAAUGGAAUGCGCGCGGAAGAUUCUCCGCCGAUGGGAUAACGUUAUCUCGACGCGUUCGACAUGUUAUUACCGCGUAACGCUCGGAGAAUUUUUCAGUGAAGUAUCAAAUUAUCGCCUCGCGUCGUGUAAUGCAUUUCUCCGACGCUGUCGUUCAACUUCGGACGUAUUAUUCCAAGGGAAAAAAUAAAUCGGUUGAGGUCGUUUCGUGUUAACGAACCAGCGUCAUAAUGCUUUUCAAACAGGUAUACUCAAACGGUUUCGUUCUUGCGAACUAGCUUGCUCCUCGGUAUAUACAUACGUAUGUAUAUCGCGUCAGUGUUCCAUGUUUUAAGGAGACGAAGCAUAGUUUAAUCGUGUACUAUAAAGUAGCGCUUAGUUUUUAUCUCCGUUGGAUAGACAACUCGAGAUACCCCUCGUGCAAUAUUCGCGUCGAUGAAAAAUCUGCAUUUCUGACGGACUUGUUUCUCUGUUCUACGGUAAUACUUAAUUUCACCAUCCCGCAUAGGAUAGUAAAUAAAUUAUACUCGCUUUCGUCGUGUUUCGCGUGCCAGUAUAAUUUUAAUAAUUCUUCCUCGCGGCACGCGCUUAACGCACGUGUGCUGUUCGAUUCCGUUGUGGUUAAAUAUUUUAAUCGCGUCGCGCGCCGCUGUGGUUUUCUAACAGUGCAAUACGUACACGGUCCGUUGUGCAAUUGCGAGCACGUUCAUCGCAUGCCAGUUUACCAGUGUUAAGUCGCGGACUCUGUUCUUGACAAAUAAUAGGGGAACAGCCCGAAAUACGUAAACACACAAUGGUUACCAUGAUUGAUAAAAGUCUCUGUCACACGUUAUGCACACACUUUUUUAGUCGUCGUAGGCACAACGUGUUUCAAAAACCCAUUAGUGCACUUCGAAGUUUCUCUCUUAGCACGACACACUAUGAUAAAUAACAGGGGAACGAACACGUGUAUAACAGAAGAGAUGAACAACAAUGCACGUGGAAAAACGAUAACAGUUCUUCGAGAAUCUCGGCUUUCAUCCCAGCCGAUCUCGACUUUUCAAAGAUGAACGUUCAUAUAUGUAUACGUAUAGUUACAACGUACAUACGUACAUCUGUAUAGGUGAAUAGUGUUUCGAUGGAUUUUGCAUUUAAUAAGCGAGGACUCGAUGUUGCAACGCGUUAGGGGGACGAGUACAUCAAUGUCUUUUUUUCGUUUUUCGAAAAAAGCGAUGUCCAGUGUCUACGUGCAUCUGUUCGAUGAUUUUCUUUUAGAAUCUCAAUGCCGAUAAAGAAAAAGGAAACGCCACACGCGCGUGGUACAGUCGUCUGUUUCUUCUCUGGGUAUAUUUUUAACUUUCCGUUGAAACUCGUCGUUUUUCUAAAUGACAUCAGUUUUCCUAACGACUAUCUUUUUUGUGAUAUCAAUUUAAGAUCGAAUCUAGGUAAUGUUUAGGAAAUUCAUAGAGUGUGACAACGUGUGAUCCCCGGACAGUGAGCUAAACGCGACGCGAAACAAACGCUUAAAUUCGCGCUGACGCGAAAAUCCAGGAAGGCUUAAAGCGCAAAGGACCGAGGAUUUGGGGAAUGAAAAACGAAGAAAGUCAUUUAUUGUGCUUGCGAUUCGUCGCGAGUUCUCGUCUAAAAAAGAACCAAUCAUCGCGUAAAAGAAAUAUGUAUCUCUUCGUAUUAAUAUAUACAUACUUAUACCGCGUUGUUUUUCCAAGUUAUUGUACUUGACGUCGACAAAGCUUAACGAACGGUAUGUAAUAUGCGUGCGUGCGUGUGUGAAUAGAUUCUCUCAGUUCUUGAGGGAAUGUUAAUCAUAUUUUAUUCGGUUGAUCGAUUGUAGAAUCGAUUUUGCGAGAUCGGAACCGUCGCAAACGUCGAUGUUUCUCUGUGAUCGAAAAGAUAUUUGAAUGAAUUUAAAAUCCUAAAGGAUUGUUCCAUCGCGUUCUGUUUUAAUGCUCAGAGAGCUGACAUCGUACAGCAACAAGCGUUAUUCGCUUAUGGCAGAAUACUCGCAACCAAUGCGUCGAACCAAUUAUGGAUGGAUUUUAAGUGCUACGCGCGGAGGGAAAUCCAGUAAACGUAUUUCUCGAUAUUCCUCGAGCUUGUUGGGCGUUUCCUAAUGUAAUUGCGAACCGUUGCGAGACCGCUCGUUUUGGCAGCGAGAGAGCUUAAUGGAACGCCGCGUGAAAAGUGAAUCGAAUGCCGGAAAAAGAGAAAAGCGUGUAUAAGACUCGAAAUCGAUCUCAAUCUAGCCAAGCGGAUUUUCGAUUCGGCCAGUUCGUUGAACCCCGAUUCGAUGCGUUAUUACUCACCGGGACGGUUGCAACAUUUUAUCGCUGACGUUGCGUAAGGAACAAAAAUUUACUGCCUUCGAUCUUUCACGGUCCAAUAUUCCCGUUUUUGACACGCGAUAACUCGUUUUCGUUGGAUUUCGUAUGAAAAAAGAAAAAACAAGUAAACAGGACUGUCUCAUGUGUUUCGGUUACUUUUGCGAGAAGAUAACAUCGUCAAGAGUCACCUGUUUCACAGAGGACCGUAAGUCGAUCACAACGUAUCUAUCGAAUUUCUAUGAGAAUUAAUGAACUCUUUUUACUUACUUGAGUAAUUCUAGUGUUAAUACGGAGUCAUUACGAUUUAUCGAUGCGUGCAUAUCUACGUGUUAUGUGUGCGCCAGGAAUGUUCGCGAAGCCGACUGUACACCCGUCGGUGAUUCAACGUGGUACCUGAUUUUAAGACAUUCUCUUCUUCGUGCGAUCGGCUCGGUGGCAGACUGGAAUUAAUGGACAACGGAAAGAUCGACACACGUUUCAAUAUGUAUAUAGCUAAACGGAUAUUAAAAUGCACGCGCACGCACGUAUUUUGCGAACGUAAACUAUGUUCAAUGUAUUAUCUGUUUCGCCAUCAGUUUCGGUGAAAUUUCCAAGUAGGUGCACAUGAACACGCGGGCAUCCGGAACAAUCAGAUUUAACUGUACUUAGAAGUUUACGCUCAUGUGCAGCCUUCUUUCUUUUCAAGAAGCAAAUAUCAUUUAUUUGGAGAAGUAUACAAACGUAUGUGUUAGAUAAGUGAAAACUAUUUAUUUUUGGAGAAAUAUAUUUCAUUGUUAUUAGUGUUCUUGAAUUUUAUCAUUUUUUUAUUAGAUUUUUUGAAGCUGAUAGGAAGGUAAAUUGUUGGUUGCCCGUGUGUAUGCUCGACUCCCUUUGUGAGCGAUGUAGAACGAUUAUGUCCACGCGGAUAGCAAGCGUAUGGUACGUUCCUUUUAAAACUACGAUUUUUCCGAUCUGCUUGCAACCUAUUGCGGCGAGACACGUGUAUUUAUAAAUUAUCUUGUCUACUACGCCUGUUGUAUUUUACGGCCAAUUACGACGCCGGCUUUUCCCAUCGUUCGCGACAGGACUUCCUGUCCAGUAAUAUUUUCAAUCCAAAGAAGUAAGAUUCGGAGAAAUACAAAUUGUACUUGGAAGAUCGGGGACCGGAAACGAAUUGUGGGAACGUCACGUCGCGAACGAUGGGAAUCGAUUAUUGUAACGUAGCUAUAUCGUAAUUGUCUACAAUUGUUAUACGAUUCUCCGAUUCUGUUAUUACUCGUGAUUUUUUUCUUUUGUAUAUAGACAAACGUAACCCCCGGACGAGCAUUUGUGACAUGCAAAAUCGUUGACACAUUGUCAAAGAGUGUAAAAAGAAAAAUGAGAAUCAGUAUUCUUUGAACUCCAACAUCCCGUAGAAUUGUACGCCGGUCUAUGAUUUUUACACUACUUCUUCGAUUAUAGAAAUCAAAUGUUUUCGCAAAUAUCAAUUUUUAAAAAUGUAUCAAUCAAUUAAUAAAUUGUGCAUGGCAUAAACAGGA
Ceratina calcarata is the source of this 11147-nucleotide messenger RNA. Its product is annotated as F-box only protein 33. NCBI's taxonomy places the organism in Eukaryota, Metazoa, Arthropoda, Insecta, Hymenoptera, Apidae. The transcript is spliced from 6 exons. Gene Ontology annotation, molecular function: protein binding. The record is from RefSeq and is a predicted model, not a curated record. Gene Ontology annotation, biological process: positive regulation of protein ubiquitination. Bases 169 to 1683 code for a protein of 504 amino acids.